Messenger RNA from Pseudoliparis swirei, 1909 nucleotides. It is a transcript of the gene muc3a, whose product is annotated as mucin 3A, cell surface associated. The transcript is spliced from 12 exons. The record is from RefSeq and is a predicted model, not a curated record. NCBI's taxonomy places the organism in Eukaryota, Metazoa, Chordata, Actinopteri, Perciformes, Liparidae. Bases 197 to 1369 code for a protein of 390 amino acids.
AUCCUCACGUCCAACAGAACCAACAACCACACCAUCAACAGCAACAACUCAAACAACCAAUCGACCAAUCAUCACAGCAGAGCCCUUAAACUGCCUACAUGGGGGUCAUUUCAAUGGAACUAUCUGUAUAUGUAUUCUUGGAUUCAACGGAGAUGUUUGCCAAUUCUAUGAGACUGUUGAGCCAGCUAAACUCAACAUGUCAGUCAUUGUUAAUGUGGUGAUCAAUCAGGAAUUUAAUGACAGAUAUGAAGACCAAACAUCAUUCGAAUACAAAGAGUUUGUUCAAAACUUCACCACCCAGAUGAAAAGAUAUUACCUGUUUAAGAAAAUAUCAAACGUUGAAGAAGUGUUGGUAAUAAAUGUCAGACGUGGAAACCCCUUGGUCAGAUUAUCUGAUGAAACCGUAGGAAAGAUGAGAUUAUCAGAUGACGCCAUAGCUACGAUCUACAGGGUCACAGCAGACGGCGUGAGUGUCACACAUGACGUGGUGCUGGCGAUACCAAACAGCGGCAGCUUUAACCAACAGUAUGGGAGCGACCUGAAAGCCAUUACGAGUGCUGUGGUCGAGCUCGUCGGCUGCUUGAAAGAUUGCCCUUACAACCUCACAGCUGAGCCCAAAGUUGAGGAAACAGAACUGGAUAUCAAAUCUAUAUGCAAAAGUCACGUGAGCAACGCCGAAGUUGCUCAAUACUACACGGGUGUAACACACAAUGGAGUGUUCACCUGUGUGACUGUGUGUGACGGUCUACAUCCAAAGCGUGUCCGGUGCUACAAUAAGGGACUCUGCAGAAUGUACGGCAACGCCGGACCUCGCUGCCAUUGCCAACAUGUGAAUGACACUUGGUACUUGGGCGAGGACUGUCAGUUCCCCAUCGUGAAGACGGCUUUCUACGUGGGCUUGAGCAUAACCUUCGCGUGUCUGUUGGCGGCUGUGGGAGCCCUGACUGCGUUCCUGCUCUUCAACAAACACAAGCAAACGCUGAGAAGAGACAACAAGAAGCAACAGGUCAGCCAGUGGCUAGCUGAGGACUUUGAGUGGUCCAGACCCAACAGCGCCAACAACACGCGUAAUGCAGUAGAUUACAGAAACCCCGCUUUCACGCAUGAGGAAUCAGCCGUCCACAGCCCGGAGCCAGUGGAUUACAGACGCCCUGCACCUGUGUACCAGCUCAACGGACCGGCACUGGACGCUGGCCGUAGACAGUGGAGCCUGUCGGCGGGCAUCCGCCCAUCUUCACCAACAGCACACGGACACAAUGGGCCUUUUUCUAAUGCUGGGUUGUCGCAGUCUACCAGCCUGAACCUCAGAGAGUUCCCACACAACCCGAUAUGGGUCAACAGGGCCACGAGGACAUCCUGGGACGCCUGAGCGGUGGAAAGUCUCAACUUGCUUUCUAAACUUACUCUUGAAGUCGAUGACUACUUGCUUUUUAUGUCUUUUUAUGCACAUCUAAAAUACAGCAGAAUAUAUAGUAUUUACUUUUAAAUUUGAGAUAUUUCUAUCAAUAAACGUACACGUUUCAAUGCGUUUGCCGAGUUAGUGCCGAUGCUCUUCUCUGUCAGCCAAUCAGGACGAAGCUCUGAGGCGGGAGACAGUGUGGUGUGGAAUACACCGAAUUAAAGGAAUUGUGAUUUUUUUUCGCACUUAAUUUUGACCUUAAGGCUCUGGAUGCACUUUAUGUACAGUAAAUAAACAGUAACUAACAGAGCGAUGUCUUUAUUUUAUUUAACACUUGAAUCAACCAAAGGGCUGAUUUGAAUUAUUUCAUUGCAGUCCAUCCAGACGAGGCGUGUCUCCUAGUGCAGAUCCAACAAGGAAGUAGAGCUACAACCGAAUGCAAAUCUCAAGUUUUUUUUCCUAAAAUGUUAGAUAUUAUGUAAUAUAAUAUGUUCAGAGUUAGACCGAUAG